AUGAAAGUUAACAUUUUUGGCUUAUUCUCUUCAUUGGCUCUAAAUAUAAACUUACUUAUCUCUUUCCUCACACACCUUUAACAUGGUGCGGUGAACGUAGAAGCCAUGGUUGAAGAGGGAACAACUUGAUUUUUGAUCUUUGUGACUAAAAAAUUGAUAAUGAAUCCAUUCCCUUUUAAUCUCCUAUUUCAAUUUCUCCAUUCAAUUGUUCUUUUACUUCUCACUUCAACAUCGUCUCUGACCUAAUUUCUCGAUUUACCACAAUCGUUUGUAUUCUCACAUCAAUAAUUUUCUUUUUUUAAUUCCUAAUUUCUCUGACCUAAUUUCUCUCCUCCCAAUUCGAUUUCUCAGAUUUAUCUCUUCCUUUUCUAAAUUUCUUUUCUUCUCUUCUCUUGGACUCUUACGAUAGUGUUUGAUGAGAGUGUGUUUAUCUCUUCGUAUGUCCAUCAAAGAGUGAGGUAACAACUCCGAUCAACGAGAUCAAGAGAAGAAGGUCUGAAUUCUCAUCUCUGAAAUUCAUUGAAUUUGUGCCGAAAAUGGUGGAUUCAAGUUUGGGAUGCUCGACAGGUGGUUCAAGAACCAUGGAUAUGCAUCAGAUAGCAUCAUUUCUGAGUCAGAUAUCAGCGAUUCAAGCGCACAUCGCGAAAACCAGUAAUCUAGUUCAAGAUCCAACAAGUGCCUACUUUCUUCACCCAUUAGAAAACCCAGGUAUCCCCAUAACUACUGUUUUUCUUACUGGUCAGAACUAUAGUACAUGGAGUAGAGAAAUGUGGAGAGCACUUAAAUCAAAGAACAAAACAAAAUUUUGUUGAUGGAAGCAUCACAAAAUCAGAGAGCACAGAUCCAUUGUUUGAAAUAUGGGAAAGGUGUAACACUUAUGUAAUUGGCUGGAUAAAUCUUUCAAUUAGUCCAGAUAUUCGUCAAAGUGAAACAUGGAACAAUCUUGUUAGUGAUUUGUGGCUUGAUCUGAAGCAACGCUAUUAUCAAGAGGAUAGGUACCGUGUUGGUGAAUUAGAUUAAGAACUAUACACAUUAAGAUAAGGCGAAUUGGAUGUGACAUCCUACUAUACAAAACUCAAAACAAUUUGGGAAGAAAUUGACAAUUUUUGGCAAAUACCAUCAUGUGAAUGUGGCAUCACGUGUCAAUGUGAUCUAGGAGUAAUUAGAAGCCAAAGGGAGGAAGAAAGAAUUGUGAAGUUUUUGAGAGGAUUGAAUGAGCAAUAUUCUAAUGUGUGGUCUCAGAUCAUGCUCUUGGAUAAGUUGUCGAGUCUGAAUGUGGUGCUCUCCAAGCUUACUCAACAAGAGAGACAGUUUCUCAGCCUUGAAACUACCUCAUACAUUCAAAUUUUGGCGGCACCUACCAAUUCCUUGAACACUGUUAUGACUUCUCAAGGCAGAGGGAGAGGAAGAGGUAGGGGAGGCAGGUUUCAAGCUGGGGGGAGGGGCAGAGGAGGCAGAACAAGGAUGCAGUGUUCGUUUUGUGACAAAACUGGACACACAGUAGAUAUGUGUUACAAGGAACACGGACUUCCUCCUCAUCUAAGGCAAAGAAACACUAACUCUGCCCCAGUAAUGAUGAAUUACUUCAACAUAGGUGAAGCAACCGAGGAUAGAAAUGAUGGUCUUGGUUUCAAUCACCCCCAGUUGGAGGAGAAGAAGACUAUAGGGAGCGAUUUCACUCCAGAACAAAAGGAAGCCUUGCUAGCCUUACUCAAUAAGCAAGAAGUGCAACAUAUUCAUAGCAUGAACUACAUCUUAACUCAACCUCAGCCACCUCCUCAUGGGGACAAUUUGUUUGAAAUUGAAAGGGUAAAACAGACUUUGCAUGACAGAUUUCGGAUUAAGGACAUAGGUGAUCUCAAGUUCUUCCUUGGCUUAGAGGUUGCUAGGUCUUCAAAAGGCUAGCUCUUACGGGACACUGGCUUUGAGCAUUGUAAACAUGCCUCCACUCCCAUGGACUAUGGGGCGAAAUUGAGCAAGGAUGAUGGAGAUAGUCUGCCUGAUUCCUCCGAUUAUAGGAAAAUUAUUGGAAAACCGUUGUAUCUCUCAAACACAAGGCCGGAUAUAAGCUUUGCAAUUGGCAAGCUCAGCCAAUUCUUGGAUUGUCCCACAACUAAUCACUUGCAAUUGGCACAUAGGAUCCUCAGGUACAUAAAGAACUCUCCGGCAGCGGGGCUAUUCUUCUCGGCCAAUUCUGAUCUAUCUCUCAUUGGAUUUUCUGAUUCUGACUGGGUUGGAUGCCCCAAAUUGCGACGAUUGGUUUCAGCCUAUUGCUUCUAUAAAGGGUUCCUCCCUUGUCACUUGGAAGAGCAAGAAGCGAGUAACUAUCAUAGCUUUCUUCCUCUGAGGCAGAGUAUCGGGCUCUUGCACUGGCCACCAGAGAAGCUUAAUGGCUUAGUUAUGUGUUGAAAGACUUAGGAGCACCUCUUGGUAAACCUGUGAAUUUGUACUGCGAUAGUAAAUCUGCCAUUUAUAUGCUACUAACCCAGUAUUUCACGAGCGUGCAAAGCAUAUUGAGGUUAAUUGUCACAUUGUGAGGGAUAAAUUGCAAGAGGACUUAAUUCAUCUUUUACCAAUUUCUACACAUGAACAAGUCAUAGACAUCAUGACUAAAUCUCUAGCACCAGGACCGUUCAGCACAUUGUGUAGCAAGCUUGGGUUGUUGGACAUUUUUAUGCUCAAUCCUCCCAUCUUGAAGGAGGAUAUUACCUGAUAUAACAUACUACUAUUAGUUGUAUUUAUAAUGAGUUAGCCUUAGUUAGUUCUCCCUAGUUUUGUUAGUGCAGGUUAGCGUAGUAUAUAUACAUAUGCAAUUAGUUGCUGUAUUGGUUGCUGUAAAUAUUUCUUGAGGGAAAGUCAUAAUAAAAAUUAACAUUUUUGGCUCA
Arachis duranensis is the source of this 2885-nucleotide messenger RNA. RefSeq lists its product as uncharacterized. Bases 1246 to 1905 code for a protein of 219 amino acids. The record is from RefSeq and is a predicted model, not a curated record. The transcript is spliced from 2 exons. Gene Ontology annotation, molecular function: zinc ion binding; nucleic acid binding. Lineage: Eukaryota; Viridiplantae; Streptophyta; Magnoliopsida; Fabales; Fabaceae.